Messenger RNA from Puccinia triticina, 1275 nucleotides. RefSeq lists its product as uncharacterized. The coding region runs from base 1 to 1275 and encodes 424 amino acids. The record is from RefSeq and is a predicted model, not a curated record. The transcript is spliced from 11 exons. NCBI's taxonomy places the organism in Eukaryota, Fungi, Basidiomycota, Pucciniomycetes, Pucciniales, Pucciniaceae. Gene Ontology annotation, biological process: glucan catabolic process.
AUGUUUUCUCUUCUCAUGAACCCUCGUUCCAGGGCUUUGGCAUCGACAGCAGUCUGGCUUCAAUCAUUCACUGCUCUCCUCGGCUUCCUCGCACCAGUCCUCGCAACAGGCCACGAUAAUGGAUUCACGCGACUUCACCGCCGGACCAGUGCGCCUCAAACCAGUAUUUGGAGCCACUCCCAGACAAUUUCUGGGUUCAAUUUCUUUGACUCAUGGGUCUUCAUCAAUCGCUGGGACAAUACCACUCACUCUGCCGCAUAUUAUGUCAACAAAGAAGAGGCGCAAAAGCUAUCCCUGGCCUACGUAGACGAAAACGCACGGGCCAUUAUUGCUGUCGAUACCAAGAAAGACAUUUCAAAUGAUACCAUGCCUGCUGUUCUUCUUAAUACGGCUACUGGGACUUACAAGUUCAAUCGAACAGCGCUCAGGAGCAGUGUUCGAUUGGAAUCCCUUGAGCGGUAUGAUCCAGGGACUUUGGUGAUUGCUGAUUUCCAUCACACACCUUUUAGCUGCGCCAGCUGGCCUGCUUUCUGGAUGUAUGGGGAAGACUGGCCUCGCAAUGGAGAAGUUGAUAUCUUCGAAGGCUGGAAUGACAACACCCGCGGAAGAGCAACACUGCACACAUCGCCUGGUUGCUCGCAUGACCCCACUGGUAUUCAAACGGGCAAGGUACUUCAGGAGACGUGUGACUCGAGCGUCAACUACAACGCAGGAUGCUCAGUUGAGGAUCCCACCACCGAUUUCUAUGGCCCCAGUCUCAACAAUAACGGCGGUGCGGUAUUUGUCGUGAUGUAUACCAUUUCAGAAAUUUCGGUGUGGAGAUUCCGGCGCCAAGACGUGCCUCAAGAUAUCAUGAACAGCAAACCUACGCCCGAAUCAUGGCCUACUCCUACAGCCACUUGGAGAAGCGGGGCAAGUUGUGACAUUGCCAAAAAAUUCGGCCCUCAAAACCUCGUCAUUAACAUUGCACUGUGUGGAGACUCGGAUUUGAAUACUUACGCACAAGGGAAAUGUCCCGGCAAAUGUUAUGAUCAUCUCUUGAAAGGGUCUAAUUAUAAAGACGUCUACUUUGCCAUCAACUCGAUCAAGAUUUUUAAAGGUAUGCCAAACGCCGUUUCAAAGGUGGCUCCCUCACCCGCCCCAGGCUCCAAGCCUGCUGCCGUGCUACCCCCCACAAUCAAGCCAGUCGUGCCACCCCCCACAAUCAAGCCAGUCGUGCCACCCCCCGUUGACAAGCCAGUCGUGCCAGUCGUGCCACCACCUGUACGCAACUAG